AUGAGCAAGCGAUCCCCACAUGGCCCAGCUAAACCCCACCCCUCCCAUCCACUCUUCUUAGUCAAAUUACAGCAUAUAUAAACUACACGCGGCGUAACAGCAUCACACACGAGAAAAUAUACUAGCAACAGCAUACUCGGAUAGUCGCAAUUGCACACACCACCGUGCACGCAAUCAAUCCCAGCUCGCCUACGCACCACCACCGGAACCAAAGCUUUAUACAUCCCUCGCACCACCACCGGAACCAAAGCUUUAUACAUCCCUCUCCAGCGUACACGCCGACGUAGCCUGGCAAAGCUAAGCUGAGCUGAGCUGAGCUAUAUAUCGUAGCGCAUCACCGAUGUCGUCAACGGGAGCGCGCAGGGGCGUUGGCAGCGGCGGUGGCGGCGGCGGGCACUUUCCGGUCGGCCGGCGCCGCCACGUGGCGGUGGUCGACACCGGGUGCAGCUGCCGCCCGCGCCGCCCCAGGAUGCUGCUCAGUCUGCCGUCUUUCCUCAAGCCUUCCUCCGCGAGCAAGCCACCGGCGGCACCGGCGAGGAGCACCAGCUCGUCCAGCCUCUUCCCGUCGUCCUCCUCCACCGCUUCCUUCUCCACAAGCUACGCCUCCUCCAACUGCUCCAACUACUAUUCCUCCUAUCAUGGCUUCGGCGCCGCUUCCAAGCUGCAUCAGCAGCAAGAGCACCUUCCCUCCGCCCAGGAGGUGCCGGCUGGGACGCCGGCCUCGCCGGUCAAGAGGCAGCCGGCGAGCAUGAAGAAGAAGCAGAAGAAGAGGUAUUACGCGGAGAAUAAAGCAGGUACGGCAGAAGCGGGGCCGGAGGAGGACGUGGGGCUGGCGGUGGAGAAAGACUCGUCGGACCCUCGCGCCGACUUCCGGGAGAGCAUGGUGCAGAUGGUGGUGGAGACGGGGCUGUGUAGCUGGGACGACCUCCGCAGCAUGCUCCGCCGCCUGCUCGCCCUCAACUCGCCGCGCCACCACGCCGCCAUCCUCACCGCCUUCGCCGAGCUCUGCGCCCAGCUAGCCUCACCGCCCCCGCCGGCGGCAUCGUCCUACCACUACCAGCUCUAGCUACCAAGCUAGCUAACUAGCCAGCUGAUGUCUCGAGAUCCUGGCACCACCCGGUGUGCGAGCGCCGGCGUCGUGAAUUCCCGGCCAGGCUACUGGGUGGUGAUAGGAUCUCGCAGAAGAAACAAAGGUCGACGCUAGUACCGCUAGUACGAGCAGUAGGACAAAAGCUCAUUAAAAAAUGUAGGAGUACCAGGUGUUUGGUUUCUGGAGUCCGUUCUUGCUGGUGGGUUAUUAGUUUCUUAAAUGUUUAGUUUGCUUGCAAGUUAUUAUUAGUGCUUAAUUAGUAUAAUUGGGAGGAGUUUGUGCUAGUGUGUAUGUGCCUAGUGCAUGGCCUUUGGUUUUGUGCGAAGGUCCAUGCAUGGACAAGUGCUACAAUAAUUGGUAGGGUUUGCUAAUUACACUGAGUCACUAAACUAUGUAUGUCAAGUCUCAAAGUGUAGUGUUUUGUGAUAUACUCUUUCCGUAUCAAAA
This is a messenger RNA of Hordeum vulgare subsp. vulgare (domesticated barley), 1537 nucleotides long. Its product is annotated as transcription repressor OFP8-like. The transcript has a single exon. Gene Ontology annotation, biological process: negative regulation of DNA-templated transcription. The coding region runs from base 341 to 1066 and encodes 241 amino acids. The record is from RefSeq and is a predicted model, not a curated record. NCBI's taxonomy places the organism in Eukaryota, Viridiplantae, Streptophyta, Magnoliopsida, Poales, Poaceae.